ACGGUCUUGGAAGUGGGAGAGAGAGAGAGAGAGAGAGAGAGAUUAGUGUGUUGGAACUUACUAAUCAUGUUCCGCGCUGUGAACUUGCGUCUCGGUGGUGUUGAUGCCCCCGUUCUAUGUCAGAACUGCACUGGAGCUUGAACAGGCCAGCUCUUGGGCGGGAGAUCGAUUGCUACCCUAAUGGGCUUCGUUGGUGUCCACUCUGUUUCCAGCCUCUCGGUACUGUUCCUUUUCACUCUGGAUCAUUUCCAUAACUCUUGCUCUCGAUCGGAAUCGUCACAAUCGUCAAAGCGGCACUCCGUUCGGGAUUGUCAUUUCGUGAUCUAUGCACACAAGGGAUGAGUGAAGAAGAUGAUCGAUCGUCCUUAGUGUUGGCAAUGUGGAUCUUCAUGCAUGUCACGGAGAUGAGUUAGUUGCAAGGCUGGAGGCUCGAGGCUUGCGAGAGUGUGGAGUACGGUUGGCAGCGCAGCAGCCAGGGACAAUGGAGGAGGUUGGAGAGAACGCCCUGGCUUUUUCAAGUGAGGCUAAGAUGCAGCAGGAGGCGUCAGCUGAGGCAGAGUUUCUGAACAAGAUGAUGGAGCUUGUGUCGCAACAGAGUCCACCGUCAUUUCUCCUCGAGUUUGUUCCUCGUUUGUUGGAAUUUCAGGUGGACCCUGGAAAUCCCGUGCAUGAAAUUGUAGUUAAAAAAAUAGAAGAAGCAGGUCUGCAUCAUAUCGACUAUGUGCAAGUCGUAGCUCCUGCUCUACUUUCUUUGUUGCAAGAUACCUCAUCAGCAGUUGUUCAGCGAUCUAUCACUAGUGGUAGUACAAUCUUCCGAAUCAUUUUUGAACAGGUCACUUUGCAGAGUGCCGAUGGCAGAGUGGUUGAUCAAAGCACAUUGGAAUGUUGGAAUUGGAUGGUCCGCUUCAAAGAUGCCGUUUAUUCCCUUGCAUUUCAGUACGGAAAUGAUGAUGUGCGUCUAUUGGCUCUGGCAUUUGUGGAGUCCACAUUUCUCCUCUUCACGCCUGAUUCCAAGAAUCUGCCACCUGAUCAACAGAUUUCUGGUAUGUCUCAAGAGUCUCAUGCGACUUGGUUAGCUGGUGGUCAUCCCACUUUAGAUGCCAACACAUUAAGGCAGGAAGCUUCCAAUAAUCUUGGACUGCUGUUGAACCAGCUACAGAUUUCAGAAGCACCGACCCUUUCUUGUUUGGUUGCGUUUUCAAUUAUCAACAGUUUGAUAGGUAUAGCAGAAAGAAGACCAUCCAUUUCAUCAACAAUUUUUCCUGUAUUAUUGUCCUUAGUACCAAAUUCUGAGCCUUUUACGGGAAGCCACAAUGAAAAGGUUCUUCAUGAACUGAAGGAAGCCUCUUUAAAUAUUUUAAACUCUGAUCAGCCGAGUGCUCUGCCGUGGCGAGAUCAAUUGGUUGCAGCAUUGAGGCCCAUGAAUGGCGGGGAAACAGGUGAUCGAAUUGUUCAGGAAUCUGAGAGCCCUGCUUCUGUGCCCAAUUCUUCAAAAUUUAAAGGAACUGGUUCUUCCACCAGCUCAAGAAUUACGGCCAAGCCUCGUAGCACUUCAACUGCUGUUUCUACUGUGACUGCGCCAACACGACCUGCAUCUCCCUUGAGAAAGAUCAGGACCUCUUCUGCUUCUACCAACAUGACUAUUCCAUCACGACCUGCCUCUCCGGCGAGACAGAUAAAGACUUCGUCAGUUUCUGCUUCUGUGACUCCUCCACCCCGAAUCGCUUCUUCAGCGAUACAGAUUAGGACCUCGUCUGCUGCCACUACUGACAAAGGCCCGCCACGCACUGCAUCUCCCUCAAGGCACAGUAAGGCAUCAUCUGCUUCUGCCACCAUCACUGCCUCGCCAAGAACUGCGUCUCCUUUGAAACAACCAAAGACCUCUUCAUCUUGCACCACUGUGACCGCUGCGCCGCGGCCGGCAUCACCCUUGCGGCAGAUUGCCAAAGCCCCGGGUUCUUUGUCUCAAAAUGGACUCUCCGGCGGGAAGGGAUUUCGGGGGACAUCCCCAGCGAGACCCAGACCUGCCUCUGUGAAUAAUGUGUCCAUCAAAGUUUCUUCUUCUCAUUCUGGCACAAGUGCUGAUUAUCUGAAGUCGUCAAGCGUCGUUGUCCCGUUUCCUCCAACCUCAGCGCGAUCUUCUGUGAGGCCUGCUCUCACUUCGUUGAAGAUAUCACCUCGACCGUCUCCCUCUUCUUCUCCCCGUGGUGUCCCGAGUGUAGAGAACCCCAAGUUGUCUGGUGUUGUUGUGCCAUUUCCACUCACUUCUGUGAAAUCUUUGCCCAAGCCUUCUAUUACCUCUGUUAAACUGACACCUUGCCCAACUUCUCCUUCAGUGAAGCCCACACCCCGAACAGCCCGUCUGACAUCAUCCUCUGUGAAAUUAACACCUCGACCAGCGUCUCCUUCAGCUCGUGCUUCGGUUGGUGCGUCACCUCGAACAACUUCUGUAACUGUAACAACCCGCCCUGCAUCUCCGUCUCCAGCUGCACGGAAACUUGUGGUACUUUCUAAAAAUACACCCACACCCCCGUCACCCCGUGCUUCUGAAAAAAAGUUGACCCAGGUUCCUACUCUCAUUGGUCAACAUACUGGUGUUCCAGUCUCAUCAAGAUCAAACAAUGGCAAACCUUCCGCUGUCACUAAUUUAGCAGCGGUGUCUCCGAGCCAAGCACCCUUUGGACGGAAUAAGUUUUCUUCCAACGUCACCGCUCCUAGCCUGUUGAAGGCAAAAGCUAGUACUCUGACUAAUACGACGCGAAAGGGUUCGCUGACGCCGUCUUGUGAGAGCUCGCAGAAUAUGUCUUAUAGCAGCAGCGAUCUCAAUUUGCAUGCAUCUUCUGAACAAUCGGAUGCUACAGCAACGUUGAGUAUAGUGCAGGAGGUUCCUACUCAGAGGCUAAGGAUUGCAAGUUUCAAGCGAAACAGUUCAGGACUAUCGAAGGCCACAGAGAUUAUUUCACCCGAAGUUCUUCCGGUCAACCCAAUAACCAUGAAUACGAAGAAACGAUGUGGAUGGAUUACUUCUCAGAGUGAUGACGUCCAUAUUGCUUACCAUGACAGUGAGUGGGCCAUUCCAAUCUAUGAUGACAAGCUUCUCUUUGAGUUGAUUGUGCUUCAGGGUGCACAGGCAGAGUUAAGCUGGCCCACCAUCCUUGCCAGGCGCAAUAACUUCAGGGCCGCAUUUGCGAAUUUUGAUCCAGCUAUUGUUGCCAAGUUCGAUGAGAAGAAGAAACUAUCACUGAUAGCAGAUUCGUCCAUAUGCUUUCCAGAAGCGAAAGUGAGAGGGGCUGUUGACAAUGCAGCACAUGUUCUCAAGAUCAUUGAAGAGUAUGGCUCGUUGAGCAAAUUUUUGUGGAGUUACGUCAACCAUAAGCCGGUUGUUAGUCAAUAUAAACUCGCCAAACAAGUGCCUGUUAAGACACCAAAAUCCGAGGCGUUGAGUAAGGAGCUAAUACGUAGAGGUUUCAGGUUCGUGGGUCCGACAACUAUGUAUUCAGUGAUGCAGGCAGCAGGUCUGGUAUGUGACCAUUUGGUGACCUGCUAUAAAUAUCUGGAAUCUUCUGCUGGCAAUUCUCCAGUGAUGGAUCCGGUUAUAGAAGGGGAGAAGAUUGCAGACCCUUGGCAGCGUAUUUCUCUACCAACAAACGGGUAUCCUCUUGAAUUCAAACGAGCGUCAGCCAAUGCUAGUGAUCCCGUUUGGGCAGAGCUCCCAAUAAUCGAGGAGGCAAGAGAAGAUGAGUCGGAUAAGAACUCUGAAGACGGAGAUAAUUAUGACGAUUUGUCAACGUCAUCAAAACUUGAGAUAUCAGUUUGCUAACCCGCGAAGUGAAACAACGUCCAUCACAUAAACUGGGAUUCAUCUCCAUUAUCUUCUCAUCAAUACGCCUAGCAAUUAAUUUUAUAAUUUAAUUGUCCCUUGGCUAACAGACGUAUUGCAUCUAAUGCCCAUUAUUAAAUAGAAUUUUCCCCCUGCCACCAAUCCCCCAGGCCCGUCCGUUGGAGCUACUGUGGGCGAUUUACAUUAAAUUCCUGGUUACACCCAGGAUCAGGUGGACAUGUAAAAUAUUCGGCUACUACACAUAAAUUUUUGCAGUUCUUCGGCUACAAUCACUUUUGCUAGUUCUCUUGCCGAUCUUGUCAUACAUCAAUCAGACUUACAUAUAGGACUGCGGCGGAGGGCUGGUAUCCGUAAUUGGUGGAAUUUGUGCUUCUGAAUGAAGCAUUUUCGAGUUUCAAGUUGCAUAGAUUUAUUCUUCUAAAAUGAACGAAUGGUUCUUCUUGAACUGAAAACAUGUAUUUUUAGACUGAACUCUUUCUUUUACACCUAUUAUUUAUGCUUUUUGAUGUGCAAUAUAUUUUCAUCCCUCAAGAUUCUGUGGAUCUUCUCAGGAUCAUACGUCUUAUUUUGUGCUAUCAUACACAUCUGCAAAAGCGUGUACGAAUCCCCAAGCUCUGAUGUCUAUUAAACUCUUAAUCCUCCUCUCUACACAAGUUUAAACGCUGCAGCAGAAGCUUAUAAGAGGCGUUCAUCUAUGCAGCGGUGACCAGGAACCUGUAGGCUUUAGUGACGAGUUUGGCCACAGGUCUUUGGAGUAAAAUUCCCUGGCUGAGCGUUUCUUAAACCACACUCUCCAUCUCCCUCAAGUUGUGCAGGGAUGCAGUCAGAGUCCCCUGAGCCAGUGUUUUUUCAAUGAGCAUUUGUGAUGAAGAUGAAUCUGUUUAUCUUGAAAUUGAAUUGGGUUGGGUCAAUGCGUGGGAAUUAAUUUGAUUGCGAGGGGUAAAUUCUGUAAUUUGCAAACUGCGCAAGGUGGCAUUUGACGACCAUGUAUGAGAAGAGUCGCAAUUUGGCAACUCGAUUGGACGACAAAGGGGAGGAGGAUCAACCAGGUACAUUGCAAUCAGGGUGCAGAGUGGCAUUUGUUGAAGCAACUGGAAAUGGACUUAAAUUGACAAUUAUAAACUCUUGAGAUUUUGCCUUUGCAGAGCAGGAAAUUUUUUCGGGGUGGUGAAGUUGGCAAAAGAGUAGGGAGAGACAUGGAAAGUCUCAAUAGGUAGGGCCCUAGCAAUGUGGUUCUGAAUGAGUGGGGAAGAUGCCAUUGAGGCAAAGAGAGAGGCAUCUCAGGUAGAGCUAUGGGUAGGAUGAGGGUGCAAUAGAAGAGUGGUGUGUUGCUUUAUAGCAACCCCAAGGUGGAGGACAUCAUGGGCUUUUGAACAACAUUACUACAUGUCACCAACCGAUAAUUGCAACCACUACAAUCAAGGCAAUACUGAAGCGACAUUGUCAAGGUAAAAGAAAUUCUUUAUGUAGUAAUGAGCAAAUAAGAGUGGCUUUAUGCUCUCUGCUAAAGAGGGUGUAAGCAUUAUAAAUCAUAAAGAGGGUGUAGCUAUAAAUCAUGAUAAUUCAUACACAACUUUUUGAGAGUGGUGUUAUGAAGUGCAAA
Molecule: messenger RNA, 5444 nt
Organism: Physcomitrium patens
Lineage: Eukaryota; Viridiplantae; Streptophyta; Bryopsida; Funariales; Funariaceae
Biological process (GO): base-excision repair
Molecular function (GO): DNA-3-methyladenine glycosylase activity
Source: RefSeq, a predicted model, not a curated record